AACUACCGGUCUCCAUCCAACGGUUGGCAAUAAACGCAACUGGCGGUAGUAGUAUAAAUUUGCUUAGUGAAGUGAGUGCUGAACUCACUGACUCUUUUGUUUGAUUGGGGAGAGAGUUGGAGACGACUUGCUCAAAUCAGACUUAAAAUUCUAGUCAUGUUGCAGUUUUCACUUCACCGAGGGAGGAACAUCAGGUUGUUGAGUUUCCGGAUACUCGGUAUUGCGAGUUCUCACUUCUCCACCGCCGCCGAGCCAUCUUGGAGGCAUCGGACUUCGCUUAGGAUUCCGAACUUGAUUGGUGGCAGUUUUUUAGAUUCACAAGCGUCAGAAUCAGUUGAUGUCAUGAACCCCGCAACCCAAGAAGUGGUUUCUCAAAUACCAUUAACUACAAGAGAGGAGUUUAAAUCAGCUGUAGCAGCAGCCAAAGAGACCUUUCCUUCAUGGCGUAAUACCCCAAUUACAACUCGACAACGGAUUAUGUUCAAACUUCAAGAUCUUAUCCGAAAAAAUAUGGACAAGCUUGCACUCAGCAUAACUACAGAGCAGGGGAAGACACUGAAAGAUGCACAAGGGGAUGUUUUUCGUGGGUUAGAGGUGGUGGAACAUGCAUGUGGGAUGGCAACUUUGCAGAUGGGAGAGUAUGUUUCCAAUGUGUCACAUGGAAUUGAUACCUACAGCAUCAGGGAACCUCUCGGUGUUUGUGCUGGGAUUUGUCCCUUCAACUUUCCAGCAAUGAUUCCCUUGUGGAUGUUUCCUGUUGCAGUCACAUGUGGGAAUACCUUCAUUCUUAAGCCGUCAGAGAAAGAUCCAGGGGCUUCAAUGAUACUGGCGGAGCUGGCAAUGGAGGCUGGCUUGCCAGAUGGUGUUCUAAACAUUGUCCAUGGAACUCAUGACAUAGUGAAUGCUAUAUGUGAUGAUGAUGAUAUACGAGCCAUCUCUUUUGUUGGUUCAAACACAGCUGGAAUGCAUAUUUAUGCUAGGGCAGCAGCAAAAGGAAAGCGUGUUCAGUCAAAUAUGGGAGCCAAGAACCAUGGAAUCGUCAUGCCUGACGCCAAUGUUGAUGCUACACUAAAUGCUUUAGUUGCAGCUGGUUUUGGUGCUGCAGGACAACGGUGUAUGGCACUGAGCACAGUGGUUUUUAUUGGAGACUCAAAAUCAUGGGAAGAAAAGUUAGUGGAACACGCCAAGUCCCUUAAGGUAAAUGCUGGAACAGAUCCCGAUGCUGACCUUGGUCCAGUCAUUAGUAAGCAGGCAAAAGAAAGAAUAUGCAAUUUGAUUCAAAGUGGCAGGGAGAGUGGUGCCAGACUACUGCUUGAUGGAAGAAAUAUAGUGGUCCCAGGUUAUGAAAAAGGAAACUUUGUUGGUCCUACCAUUUUGUCUGAUGUCACUGCUGAUAUGGAAUGCUACAAGGAGGAGAUAUUUGGCCCUGUUCUCAUUUGCAUGCAGGCUGAUAGCUUGGAUGAGGCAAUAAAUCUUGUUAACAGAAACAAAUAUGGAAAUGGUGCUGCUAUUUUCACUACAUCUGGUGCUGCUGCAAGGAAAUUCCAGAGUGAGAUUGAGGCAGGCCAGGUUGGCAUCAAUGUACCUAUUCCUGUUCCUUUGCCCUUCUUCUCAUUUACUGGGUCCAAGGCAUCUUUUGCAGGAGAUCUCAAUUUCUAUGGCAAGGCUGGGGUUCAGUUUUACACACAGAUCAAGACGGUGACUCAACAGUGGAGGGACUUGCCUAGUGGUGCUGGAAUAUCCCUCGCAAUGCCAACUUCGCAGAAGUCGUGAAAAGCAAAUUAUGUGUCUAGAGCUUUGUUGUGAAAUUCGCUAUUUCAGACAUGCUCUUUUGGAGCUCUCGCUCUCUUUCGCUCUCUCUCGUUGUUGUUGAUAUGGUUUAAAUAAAAAUAUUUAGAUUGUGACGGAAGUAGUAACGGGAAACAUUUUCACUUAAAAAAAAAGACAAUUAAGAAGCAAAGGCUUGCAAGGAUUAGUUUUAGUACAAGUGCCAUUUAGGACUGCAGUGCCUUAUUU
Molecule: messenger RNA, 2016 nt
Organism: Coffea eugenioides
Lineage: Eukaryota; Viridiplantae; Streptophyta; Magnoliopsida; Gentianales; Rubiaceae
Product: methylmalonate-semialdehyde dehydrogenase [acylating], mitochondrial-like
Exons: 19
Coding region: 157-1773 (538 amino acids)
Biological process (GO): L-valine catabolic process; thymine catabolic process
Cellular component (GO): mitochondrion
Molecular function (GO): methylmalonate-semialdehyde dehydrogenase (acylating, NAD+) activity; malonate-semialdehyde dehydrogenase (acetylating, [NAD(P)+]) activity
Source: RefSeq, a predicted model, not a curated record